This is a messenger RNA of Verticillium dahliae VdLs.17, 1371 nucleotides long. RefSeq lists its product as uncharacterized. Gene Ontology annotation, molecular function: DNA-binding transcription factor activity, RNA polymerase II-specific; RNA polymerase II cis-regulatory region sequence-specific DNA binding. The record is from RefSeq and is a predicted model, not a curated record. Gene Ontology annotation, cellular component: nucleus. Gene Ontology annotation, biological process: regulation of transcription by RNA polymerase II. Lineage: Eukaryota; Fungi; Ascomycota; Sordariomycetes; Glomerellales; Plectosphaerellaceae. The transcript is spliced from 2 exons. Bases 1 to 1371 code for a protein of 456 amino acids.
AUGUCGACAAAUUACACCUCGUCUCCAGUCGUGGUGUCCCCACGAGGUUGGUCUGCUGCCUCUGAUCAAUCGGACUGGAACUCGCCCAUCGAACAGUCUCGCCAUCAGGCGCUCUCGAACGAUGGCCGGCCUCUUCAUAGCCACUUGUCUUGCGAUCUUCCUGAGAUUUCUGACGUGAACAUUGCGCUCAACUACCCGCGCUAUUACCAUGACUUCGAAUCAGAACCCCCCAACUUUAUUCGAAAACCUCACCCAGCGCCCAUGCUCUCAGAUACACCACCUUAUAGCAGCAUACCAGGCGCAGAGGUCGACCCGUCAAACAUCUUCUCGUCUAUGAGGGACCACCCAUGCACCAAAGAAGGAUCCGAAUUCAUUAUUUCUGGUCAUAUUCCCUCUGCAACAGCAAACUCGCGGGCCAUGGACGCCUCAAAAAACGGCGAGCCUUACGCUAGGCUGAUCUACCGAGCCUUCAUGAGUGUCCCUACUCAUGCCAUGACUCUGCAGGAGAUCUACGAGUGGUUUCGCGUCAACACUGACAAGGCUAACAGCCCCGGUAAAGAUGGAUGGAAGAACAGUAUCCGCCAUAACCUCAGCAUGAACCACGCCUUUGUGAGGAGGGAAAAGAAUCAAGGUACGGAAUUAGGAGCGGGUGGUCCUCCUCCCAUCCCUCAGCCCGCAGGCGACGCUAGGAAAUCGACAGAAUGGGUGCUCGAAGAUUGGGCUCUCCGCGAUGGUGUACAGAGCACCACAAGGUACCGGCCCAAAGGCAGUCAUUCGUUGAAAAGAGGACGGCAUAGCCCUCUCUCUCACAAUGUCACAUACCAUGCCAAUCCCAAGCACCCCCAUCUCUCAAGGCCCGGUCGAGCCGUCUCUGGAGAGAAGGGGGGGUUCGCAACCAGCAGGGGAAGACGCAAGGCUCGGCACGGAGCGCCGCCCACGAGUGCAGGCGUGCUCUCUCAACAAAUGAGUAUGCUCGAACUGCAGAUGGGCACGGAUUCGGGCCAGGCCCCAUAUCAGUUCUCACAGCAUCAUCAGCACCAUCAGCUGCCUCUUGCGUCCGAGCAAGUCGUCAUGUAUGAGAACGCAUACUCCAAUCAACCGCCGCCGCACGGCGAGACUGGACUCGCUUCGCCCUCGGGUCCUGGGGGUGCACCGGCUGGUCUGGACUUCGGGCUCUCCGGUCCCAACACGGUUGCUUCUGUCGGCUCGCUCCAACAACCGGAUGCGUACGACUUCUCGCAGUACAGCCUCAGCGAUGUAGGGUGUGUGUAUCCCGCUGGUCGCUUUUCUGAGGGUGGAAACAUGCUUUACGUUUGGGGUCAGGACAGCUAUCAGACGCCCAGCGGCAAUGGCAGUCCUGCCACGCCAUGA